GGGGGGAAGGAGGAAAUCAGAGGGGGGUUCAGCAUCUGUCUCGUUCCUCUCCCAGGCGGCGAUGGCAGCACCGCUCAGCCAUCGAGGUGACCAACGAGCCCAUCCUCGAGUUUAAACCAGGGAGCCCCGAGCGAGCAGCUCUUCAGAAGGCACUCGCUGACCUGAAGGGCAAGACAGAAGCCAUCCCCUGUGUGAUAGGGGGAGAAGAGGUGUGGACACCGAAUGUGAGGUACCAGCUCUCGCCAUUCAAUCAUGCACACAAGGUGGCCAAGUACUGCUAUGCUGACAAGGAGCUCAUUAACAAAGCCAUUAACGCUGCCUUGGCAGCAAGGAGGGAAUGGGACCUGAAACCCAUCCAGGACCGAGCCCAGAUCUUCCUGAAGGCAGCUGACAUGCUGAGUGGCCCGAGGCGAGCAGAAGUGCUGGCCAAAACCAUGAUUGGGCAGGGUAAAACCGUCAUCCAGGCGGAGAUCGACGCCGCUGCCGAGCUGAUCGACUUCUUCCGAUUCAACGCCAAGUAUGCCCUGGAGCUGGAGAACAGCCAGCCCAUCAGCGUGGACAUCAGCACCAACAGCAUGGUCUACCGGGGGCUGGAGGGUUUCGUGGCUGCUGUCUCUCCCUUCAACUUCACAGCCAUCGGUGGGAACCUGGCUGGAGCUCCAGCCCUGAUGGGGAACGUGGUGCUCUGGAAGCCCAGCGACACCGCCCUGCUCUCCAGCUACGCCGUCUACAGGAUCCUGCUGGAGGCGGGGCUGCCUCCCGGCGUGGUGCAGUUCGUGCCGGCCGAGGGGCCCGUGUUUGGAGACACCAUCACCAGCUCCGAGCACUUCUGCGGGCUCAACUUCACCGGCAGCGUGCCGACUUUCAAGCGGCUCUGGAAGCAAGUGUCGGACAACCUGGAUCGCUACCGCAAUUUCCCACGCCUGGCAGGAGAGUGCGGCGGGAAGAACUUCCACCUGGUGCACCGCUCGGCCGACGUGGGCAGCGUGGUGAACGGCACCCUGCGCUCG
Merops nubicus (carmine bee-eater) is the source of this 1010-nucleotide messenger RNA. It is a transcript of the gene ALDH4A1, whose product is annotated as aldehyde dehydrogenase 4 family, member A1. The record is from RefSeq and is a predicted model, not a curated record. The transcript has 9 exons. Gene Ontology annotation, molecular function: L-glutamate gamma-semialdehyde dehydrogenase (NAD+) activity. The annotation marks the transcript as partial. NCBI's taxonomy places the organism in Eukaryota, Metazoa, Chordata, Aves, Coraciiformes, Meropidae.